Messenger RNA from Caenorhabditis remanei, 651 nucleotides. RefSeq lists its product as uncharacterized. The record is from RefSeq and is a predicted model, not a curated record. NCBI's taxonomy places the organism in Eukaryota, Metazoa, Nematoda, Chromadorea, Rhabditida, Rhabditidae. The coding region runs from base 1 to 651 and encodes 216 amino acids. The transcript is spliced from 4 exons.
AUGGAUGACGUGUCAAAGGCGUUGGCAAUGAGCCAGACGAUGAUGGAGAAAAUGCAAAAGUUGGAGAUUUCAAAGAACUAUGACGUCGAGAAAUUCGAAACUCUUUUGAGACUUCCAGCAAGAGAAGUCAACUCAUUUAUGGAGAAAGAAGCAAAGAAAACAGAUGACGAGAAAAUGACAGAUAAUGACAAAAGAGUGAAGAAAAUAAGAGAGGAAAAGACGGAUCGGGCAGCCAGAACUCUUCAGAAAUAUUUCCGAAAGAUUCGAACCAACGGCGAGAAGGAAAUCAUCAAAAAUCGUGUAAUGAAAAUCUCGGCGAAAAAAAGAAUUCUACUUCUCGAUCAAAUCCGUCAAAAAAUGGGAGAACAGCAACCAAUUCGGAGAUUUGGAGCAUAUCAAGUCAUUCGAGCAGUCGAAUUGCACAAGGGAAAACAAAAGUUUCAAACGGAGUGGCUGGCUAAAAUGGCUGUAGACAUGAAUUUCCAUGAUAAGAAUCUCUCUAGACCAAAUUCUCCAACUCAUUUCCUAGCCAGCUCAAUUCCAGCUCUGAUUCGCAAGAAGGCAGAGAUAAAGCAUUCGGAGAAAAUGCAGGAAAUCGACAACUCGAUAAUGGAUAUCUACUGUGGAUUCCAAAAAGAUAAUCUUCAUUAA